Molecule: messenger RNA, 1974 nt
Organism: Magnolia sinica
Lineage: Eukaryota; Viridiplantae; Streptophyta; Magnoliopsida; Magnoliales; Magnoliaceae
Product: U1 small nuclear ribonucleoprotein 70 kDa
Exons: 11
Coding region: 114-1655 (513 amino acids)
Biological process (GO): mRNA splicing, via spliceosome
Cellular component (GO): U2-type prespliceosome; precatalytic spliceosome; U1 snRNP
Molecular function (GO): U1 snRNA binding; mRNA binding
Source: RefSeq, a predicted model, not a curated record
CAGAUCGAAAAAAACCCUCCUUUCUUUCCUCCGCCGACUGGGAAAUCGUCUUCUUCUCAUCGCGAAAAUCGGAAAGAAGAAAAAGGAGGAGGAAAUCCUAGGAUUUGAUCAAGAUGGGAGAUUACAACGAUGCUUUCAUGCGCAACAGAGAUGCAGCCGUUCAAGCUCGCACCAAAGCCCAGAACCGAGCCAACGUUCUUCAAUUGAAGCUGAUUGGGCAGAGCCAUCCUACUGGACUGACCUCUAACCUUUUGAAGCUUUUUGAACCCCGGCCUCCAUUGGAAUAUAAACCUCCUCCUGAGAAAAGGAAAUGCCUACCAUAUACAGGCAUGGCACAGUUUGUGAGUAAUUUUGCUGAACCAGGAGAUCCUGAGUAUGCUCCUCCGGUCCAAAAGGGUGAAACUCCAACACAAAGAAGAGCUAGAAUUCACAGUCUUCGGCUGGAAAAGGGUGCCAUAAAGGCUGCUGAAGAGCUUCAGAAAUAUGAUCCCUCCAAUGAUCCAAACAUAUCAGGAGAUCCCUACAAGACACUGUUUGUGGCGAGGCUUAACUAUGAGACCACGGAACAUAGAAUCAAAAGGGAGUUUGAAGCUUAUGGGCCAAUCAAGCGGGUUCGUUUGAUUACCGAUAAAGAGACAAAUAAGCCUAGAGGCUACGCAUUUGUUGAAUACACGCAUACACGGGACAUGAAGACUGCAUACAAGCAAGCUGAUGGACGGAAGCUGGAUAACAGAAGAGUACUUGUGGAUGUUGAACGUGGGAGGACUGUUCCAAAUUGGAGACCCCGCAGAUUGGGUGGUGGACUUGGGUCAACCAGGGUAGGCGGUGAAGAUCUUAAUCAGAAGUACUCUGGAAGGGAACCACAGCAGAUAGCAUCUGGAGGACCACCUCGAUCUGAGGAGCCAAAGGCACGUGAUGACCGUCAUGUUGACCGGGACAGGGAGAAGUCUCGGGAAAGAGGAAGGGAAAGAGAGCGGGAUCGUGAGAAAUCUCGUGAGCACUCAUAUGACAAGAUACGAGAUCGUGAUGUUAGAGAUGAUAGGCACCACAGAGACCGUGACAGAAAUAGAGAGAGGGACAGGGAGAGAGAUAGAGGACGUGAUCGUGAUAGGCAUCGCGAACGGGAUCGAGGUCGUGAGUACGAUCGCGAGCGUGAUCGGGAUCGAGGCCGUGACCGCACUCGUGAUAGGGAUAGGGACUAUGACCGUGGUGAUGCCGAACAUGAUCUUGGGCGUACUCGUGACAGGGAUUCUGACUAUGACCGUGUUGACCGUGUUGAGCCAAAGCAUGAACGAGGACGACCUGAUGAAAGGGAAAGGGAAUAUGAUCAUGUUGAGCCCGAAUAUGGUAAUGAAUGGUAUGAGCAUGGGCGUGGAUAUGGACAUUCUGAACCUGAUCAUGAGCGUCAACGUUAUGAUCAUUAUGACCAUCAGCAUGAUCAGGAACCAUAUGACCACGAUGGGCCCCAGAGUGACCGGGAGCGAUACGAUCGUGCUGCGAGUGAACACGAUCAUGAGAGGUAUGACCGAAUGGAGCCUGAUGAUUACCAUGAACAGUUCGAUCGGGAUAGUUCUGUUCCACGUGAGAAGGAGAAGACUCGAGACAAGGAUCGGGAUUAUCAGCGAUCUGAUCGAUCGCUCUCACAUGAUCGCUAAGGAUGCUUGUCAUCAGCAUCAUUUAGAAUUACCUUUCCGUGGAAUCAAGGUGCAAAUUAUUUUACUCAUGAAGCUGCUAUCCUGAAAGGUAUGGUUUCGUUUGCACGGAAAUUAUGCUGUAUGGACAACUGUUUUUUUAUUUGGGGAGUAGUGCUUUUAGAAUCCUGUAUUUGUAGCUUGCAUGUCUUUAUAUCUAAUGGCUGCUAUGGACUUCUAAAGCCAUGUUUGUUGGACCUUACUGUGUUCGUGACUAUUGCGGAGUUGUUAUUUUGACUAUCGUUUCACAUCUUUAAAGGAUGAAAAAUUGGUUUUCGUAGGA